UGCCCGGCGGGGAAGCGGCAGACGCGCGCUCUGCGGAGUGUCCCGCGCGUGGCCGCGGCUUUCUUCCCGGAGCCACCGGAGCGGCGGCGGCGAGAUGCGUGGCGGCGGCGCGGGGGUCGCGCUCCUGGCCUCGCUGCUCUGGGUCGCCGCGCAGUGCCAGCAGAGAGGCCUGUUUCCUGCCAUUCUCAAUCUUGCCAGCAAUGCUCACAUCAGCACCAAUGCAACCUGUGGCGAGCAGGGGCCUGAGACGUUCUGCAAACUUGUGGAGCAUGUGCCAGGCCGGCCUGUGCGGAACCCACAGUGCCGGAUCUGUGAUGGCAACAGUGCGAACCCCAAAGAACGCCAUCCAAUAUCAAAUGCUAUAGAUGGCACCAACAACUGGUGGCAAAGUCCCAGUAUUCAAAAUGGGAGAGAAUAUCACUGGGUCACAAUCACUCUGGACUUAAGGCAGGUCUUCCAAGUGGCGUAUGUCAUCAUCAAAGCUGCUAAUGCCCCUCGACCUGGAAACUGGAUUUUGGAGCGUUCUCUGGAUGGCACCAAUUUCAGCCCCUGGCAGUAUUAUGCAGUUAGUGACACGGAAUGUUUGACUCGUUACAAUGUAACUCCAAGACGGGGGCCACCCACUUACAGGGCUGACGACGAAGUGAUCUGCACCUCGUAUUAUUCUAGACUGGUGCCACUCGAGCAUGGAGAGAUUCAUACAUCACUGAUCAACGGCCGACCGAGCGCUGAUGAUCUUUCACCCAAGUUGUUGGAAUUUACUUCUGCACAAUAUAUCCGCCUUCGCUUACAGCGCAUUCGAACCCUGAACGCCGAUCUUAUGACUCUCAGCCACCGUGACCCUAAGGACCUCGAUCCUAUUGUUACCAGACGAUAUUACUAUUCAAUAAAAGACAUUUCUGUUGGGGGGAUGUGCAUCUGUUAUGGCCAUGCUAGUAGCUGCCCGUGGGAUGAGACUACAAAGAAACUGCACUGUCAGUGUGAACACAACACCUGUGGAGAGAGCUGUGGGAGGUGCUGUCCUGGGUACCAUCAACAGCCCUGGAGGCCCGGGACCAUUUCUUCUGGGAACACCUGUGAGGAGUGUAACUGUCACAAUAAAACCAAAGACUGUUACUAUGAUGCAAGUGUUGCAAAUCAGAAGAGAAGUUUGAAUACGGCUGGGCAGUUCAAAGGAGGAGGAGUCUGCAUAAAGUGCCUGCAGCACACCAUGGGAGUCAAUUGUGAAACCUGUGUGGAUGGAUACUAUAGACCACACAAAGUGUCUCCUUAUGAGGAUGACCCUUGCCAUCCCUGUGACUGUGACCCUUUGGGGUCCCUCAGUUCGAUCUGUAUUAAGGAUGAUCUCCAUUCUGACUUACACAAAGGGAAGUGGCCAGGUCAAUGUCCAUGCAAGGAAGGCUACACAGGAGAAAAAUGUGAUCGCUGCAAAUUUGGCUAUAGGGGUUACCCAUCCUGCGUCCGCUGUGACUGCAGUCCAGCUGGCAGCGUGAACGAGGACCCAUGCUCAGAGCCUUGUCUCUGUAAGGAAAAUGUUGAGGGGAAAAGCUGUGAUCGCUGCAAGCCGGGAUUCUAUCACUUGAAGGCAGGAAGCCCCCAGGGCUGCUCGGAGUGCUUCUGCUUUGGCGUUUCUGACGUCUGCCACAGCCUUUCUUGGCCCGUCAGUCAGGUGAAAGAUAUGUCCGGGUGGCUGGUCACCGAUAUGAUCAGUCCAAAUAAGAUCCCAUCUCAGCAGGACGCAGUGGGCGGGCGCCAUCAGAUCAGCAGCAACAACACGUCAGUCAUGCAGAGGCUGACUUCCAAGUACUACUGGUCGGCCCCCGAGGCCUACCUUGGAAAUAAGCUGACUGCAUUUGGCGGAUUCCUGAAGUACACCGUGUCUUAUGAUAUUCCAACGGAGGCAGUGGACAGUGACCUCAUGUCUCACUCUGAUGUCAUCAUUAAGGGAAAUGGACUCACUUUAAGCACCCAGGCCGAGGGCCUGUCCCUGCAACCCUACGAAGAGUACCUUAACGUGGUUAGACUAGUGCCCGAGAACUUCCGAGAGUUUAGUAACAAAAGGGAGAUUGACCGUGACCAGCUGAUGACUGUCCUUGCCAACGUGACACAACUCUUGAUCAGAGCCAGCUACAAUUCUGCAAAAAUGGCUCUUUACAGGUUGGAUUCUGUCUCUCUGGACACAGCCAGCCCCAACGUUAUAGACCUGGCCCUGGCUGCUGAGGUGGAGCACUGCGAAUGUCCCCAAGGCUACACGGGGAUCUCCUGCGAGUCCUGCCUCCCUGGCUAUUACCGUGUGGAUGGAAUACUCUUUGGAGGAAUUUGUCACCCCUGUGAAUGCCACGGCCAUGCAGCUGAGUGCGAUAUUCACGGUGUUUGCUUUGCGUGCAAGCACAACACCACCGGAGACCACUGUGAGCGGUGUGUGCCCGGCUUCUAUGGGCUGCCUUCCCGCGGGACUCCUGGGGACUGCCAGCCAUGUGCCUGCCCCCUCUCCACAGCCUCCAACAAUUUCAGCCCCACCUGCCGCCUAAAUGAUGGAGACGAAGUGGUCUGUGACCAGUGUGCCAUGGGGUACUCGGGAGCUUGGUGCGAGAGAUGCACAGACGGUUACUAUGGAAACCCAACAGUGCCUGGGGAAUCCUGUGUUCCAUGUAACUGCAGCGGCAAUGUUGACCCCUUAGAGGCCGGUCACUGUGAUUCUGUCACCGGAGAAUGCCUGAGGUGCAUUGGGAACACAGAUGGCGCCCACUGUGAGAGGUGUGCUGUAGGGUUCUAUGGGGAUGCUGUGACUGCUAAAAAUUGCCGAGCCUGUGAGUGCCAUGGAAAAGGCUCCCUGUCUGGUGUCUGCCAUCUUGAGACUGGACUCUGUGACUGCAAACCACAUGUGACCGGACAGCAGUGUGACGAGUGCUUGCGUGGCUAUUACGGGUUGGACACAGGGCUGGGCUGCCGGCCCUGUAACUGCAGCGCCUUGGGCUCCACGUCAGAUGACUGCACGGAGGAAGGCCAGUGUCACUGCGUACCGGGUGUAGCUGGGGAAAGGUGCGACAGGUGUGCCCAUGGCUUCUAUGCGUACCAGAAUGGUGGCUGUACACCCUGUGACUGUGCUCACACUCAGAAUACUUGUGACCCAGAAUCGGGGGAGUGUGUCUGCCCUCCUCACACUCGGGGCAUCACCUGUGAAGAAUGUGGGGCUGGAUACUGGGGCCAUGACCCAGAGCUUGGAUGCCAGGCCUGCAAUUGCAGUAGUGUAGGGUCAGCCAGUCGUCAGUGCGAUGUGCUCACUGGCCACUGCCAGUGUAAGCCUGCAUUUGGUGGAUCGAGCUGCAGUCAGUGCUCCCUGGGCUACAGAGACUUUCCAGACUGUGUGGCCUGUGACUGCGACCUGAGAGGGACAUUGGCAGACACCUGUGCUCAGGAGCAGGGUCUUUGCAGCUGUGCAGAGGAAACUGGUACCUGCUCUUGCAAGGAAAAUGUCAUUGGCCUUCAAUGCAGCGAGUGUCGAGUGGGCACCUAUGCUCUGCAGGCUGACGACGCCCUGGGCUGCACCCCGUGCUUCUGCUUUGGGCUCUCACAGCUCUGUUCAGAAGUGGAGGGUUAUGUGAGGACCCCAGUGACGCUGGGCUCGGAUCAGCCUCUUCUGCGUGUGGUUUCUCAGAGUAACCUCAGGGGCACGACUGAGGGGGUGUAUUACCAGGCCCCUGAUGUCCUCCUGGACGCCGCGACCAUCAGGCAGCAUGUCCAUGCAGAGCCCUUCUACUGGCGGCUGCCGGGGCAGUUCCAGGGAGACCAGCUCAUGGCCUACGGUGGCAAACUAAAGUACAGCGUGGCCUUCUAUUCUUCCGAUGGCAUCGGCACCUUUAACCUUGAACCUCAAGUGCUCAUCAAAGGAGGCCGGACCAGAAAGCAAGUCAUUUACGUGGAUGCGCCCGCACCAGAGAAUGGAAAGAGACAAGAGCAAGAAGUGGGGAUGAAAGAGAAUUUUUGGAAAUAUUUUAACUCUGUUUCUGAAAAACCUGUCACACGCUCGGAUUUUAUGUCUGUUCUUAGCAACAUUGAGUACAUCCUCAUCAAAGCAUCGUAUGGUCAAGGAUUACAGCAAAGCAGAAUAUCGAACAUUUCAAUGGAGGUUGGCAGAAAGGCUGGAGAGCUGCAUCCAGGGAGGGAGGUGGCAUCCCUGAUAGAGAAGUGUCUCUGUCCUCCUGGCACGGCCGGAUUCUCGUGUCAGGACUGUGUACCCGGUUACCACAGAGGAAAGCUUCCACAAGGUGGUGGCAGAGGACCCCGCCCUCUGCUUGCUCCUUGUGUGCCCUGCAGUUGUAACAACCACAGUGACGCUUGUGACCCCGACACUGGGACGUGUCUGAACUGCAGUGAUAACACGGCUGGUGACCACUGUGAUGUCUGUGCUCCCGGCUACUAUGGAAAGGUGACUGGCUUGGCCAGCGACUGCUCUCUGUGCACCUGUCCUCACAGCCGCCCUGCCAGUUUCAGUCCUACUUGUGUCUUGGAAGGUGAUCACGAUUUCCGCUGCAAUGCCUGUUUUCCAGGCUAUGAAGGACAAUAUUGUGAAAGGUGCUCCUCGGGCUACCAUGGAAACCCUCGAGCACUGGGUGGCACGUGCCAGAGGUGUGACUGCAGCCCGCGUGGCUCUGUUCACAGUGACUGUGACCGCGGGUCCGGGCAGUGUGUCUGCAGGCCAGGAGCCAUGGGACUCCGAUGCGAGGAAUGUGAACCGAGGCACAUUCUGGUGGAAAGUGAUUGUAUUUCUUGUGAUGACGAAUGUGUAGGUGUGCUGCUGAGUGACUUGGACAAUAUUGGUGAUACCAUUCUUUCUGUGAACCUCACCAGCAUUAUGGUUAUCCCGUAUGGAAUUUUGUCAAACCUGGAAAAUAUAACUAAAUAUCUCUGGGAAUCUCUAUUAAAAGAAAAUACACAAAAGGAACUGGCAAAAAUUCAACUUGAAGGUGUUGCAGAACAAACUGAUAACCUGCAAAGGGAGCUCACUAGAGUGUUAGCAAGUAGCCAGCAUGUGAUCAGGGAGACUGAAAGAGUCCUCAGCAAGAGUCAAGAGCGCGUGGCGUUUACUGAGAGGCUGCAGAUAAACAUCCAAGAAAUUAUCGAAAAGGCAACAACUCUAAAUCAGACCUUGGAUGAAGAUUUCCAGCUACCCAGUUCUACUCUUCAGAAUAUGCAAAAGAACAUUACAUCUUUGCUUGAAAUCAUACAGAAAAGGAAUUUUAUGCAGUUGCAUCAAAAUGCCACACUUGAACUCAAGGCUGCUGAAGAUUUAUUGUCGCAAAUUCAAAAAAGUUAUCAGAAGCCACUGGAAGAAUUGAAGGUAUUAAAAGAAGCAGCAGGCAGUCUCCUUUCAAAACUCAACAGUGAACUGCAGGCAGCAGCAGACCUUGUGAGGGAAGCAGAGGUGAAGACCCAGGAAAGCAGCCACCUGCUGCUCAUUGUCAGUGCCGACCUGCGAGAGUUCAGCGAUAAAAAGCUGCGUGUUCAGGAAGAACAAAACUUGACCUCAAUGCUAAUUGCCAGCGGAAGAGGAUUGCUAGAUGCUGCCACUGCACAUCCACACGCUACACAGAAGGCUCUAACACAGUUAGAGCGUCACCAGGAUGAGCUACUUUUAUGGACUGCCAAAAUCAGGCGCCAUGUAGAUAAUCUGGUCAUGCAGAUGUCCAAAAGAAGAGCACUUGACCUUGUCUACAGAGCUGAGGAUCAUGCAGCUGAGCUGCAGAGACUAGCAGGUGCUCUGGACAGCAGCCUUGGAAAUGUUAGACAUGUGUCCUUGAAUGCAACCAGUGCAACCCAUGUCCGUCCCAACAUUCAGAGCCUGAUGGAAGAAUCAGAGAAAUUGGCAAAAGAUGCUCUCAGGACCGUGACUAAGUCUCGCCUGCUCUCAGAAUCCCUUGUUUCUAAUGGGAAAGCAGCUCUCCAGCACAGUUCCAAAUUUCUAAAAGAAGGCCACAGCCUGAGCAGAAAGCAUCAAGGUAUCACAUUGGAGCUGAGUAAAUUGAAAAAUACGGCAAACAGCUUUCAAGAGAAUGCUGCUAAAGUUACUAGGCAGACCAAUAGAUCACUCUUGAUCCUUAGAGCAAUUCCUGAAGGUGUCAAAGACAAAGGAACCAAAAUCAAAGAGCUGGCCACCUCUGCAAACCACAGGGCUGCAAGUGCUCUGAAGAAUGUUGUGGGAUGGAGCCAGAAGCUGUUGAAUACAUCAACUGACCUGUCCAGGGUUAAUGCCACAUUACAAGAAACAGACAGACUUCUACGUGACUCCUCAAUGAACACUCUAUUAGCUGGAAGAAAAGUUAAAGACGUGGAAACACAAGCCAGCCUUUUAUGUGAUCGGUUGAAGCCUUUGAAGAUGUUAGAAGAGAACCUGAGCAGAAACCUGUCAGAAAUUAAGCUGCUGAUCAGCCAGGCCCGGAAACAAGCAGCGUCUAUUAAAGUUGCUGUGUCUGCAGACAGAGAUUGUAUCCGGGCCUACCAGCCUCAGAUUUCUUCCACGAACUAUAAUACCUUAACACUAAAUAUGAAGACAAGCGAACCCGACAACCUCCUCUUCUACCUCGGCAGCAGCACCAGCUCUGAUUUCCUGGCAGUGGAGAUGCGGCGAGGGAAAGUGGCCUUCCUCUGGGAUAUGGGGUCCGGGUCAACACGGUUGGAAUUUCCAGACUUCCCGAUUGAUAACGACAAAUGGCACAGCAUCUCUGUAACCAGAUUUGGAAACACUGGUUCAUUGAGUGUAAAGGAAAUGAGCGCAACUCAAAAGCCACCAACAAAAACAAGGAAAUCCCCUGGAACAGCUAAUGUUCUGGAGAUAAACAAUUCAACACUAAUGUUUGUUGGAGGGCUUGGAGGACAGAUCAAGAAGUCUCCUGCUGUGAAAGUUACUCAUUUUAAAGGCUGCAUGGGAGAGGCCUUCUUGAAUGGACAGUCAGUCGGCCUAUGGAACUAUAUUGAAAGGGAGGGGAAGUGCCGUGGCUGCUUCGGAAGCCCCCAGAAUGAAGACUCCUCCUUCCACUUUGAUGGGAGUGGGUAUUCUGUCGUGGAAAAGACACUCCGGGCUACAGUGACUCAGAUAAUCAUGCUUUUUAGUACCUUUUCACCUAAUGGCCUUCUUCUCUACCUCGCUUCAGACGGCACCAAAGACUUUUUGUCCAUUGAGCUGGUCCUUGGCAGAAUUAAAGUUACAGUUGACCUGGGCUCAGGGCCUCUUGCUCUUGUUACAGACAGGCGCUACAACAACGGCACCUGGUACAAAAUUGCCUUCCAGCGAAACCGAAAGCAAGGCCUACUAGCAGUUAUUGAUGCAUAUAACACCAGUUAUAAAGAAACCAAGCAAGGUGAAACUCCAGGAGCAUCUUCUGACCUCAAUCGUCUUGAUAAGGAUCCAAUUUAUGUGGGUGGAUUACCUAGGUCAAGAGUUGUAAGGAAAGGUGUCAGCAGCAAAAGCUAUGUGGGUUGUAUCAAAAACCUGGAAAUAUCCAGAUCGACCUUUGAUUUACUCAGAAAUUCGUAUGGCGUGAGAAAAGGCUGCAUACUGGAGCCCAUCCGGAGUGUUAGCUUCUUGAAAGGCGGCUACAUUGAAUUGCCACCCAAGUCUUUGUCACCAGAAUCGGCAUUGUUGGCAACAUUUGCCACCAAGAACAGUAGUGGCAUCAUCCUGGCUGCCCUGGGCAGGCAGAGUCAUCGGCAGGCCCACGGGCCUUUCUUUUCCAUCAUGCUGAUUGAAGGCCACAUUGAAGUGCAUGUUAAUUCUGGGGAUGGAACAAGCCUGAGAAGAGCUCUCCUGCACGCUCCCACGGGCACAUACAGCGAUGGACAGGAGCAUUCCAUCUCCUUGAUAAGGAGUGGGAGAAUGAUCACUGUCCAACUGGAUGAGACAAAUCCUGUAGAAAUGAAGUUGGCCCCAUCAGCGGAAAGCAGGACAAUAAAUGUGUCCAACUUGUACAUAGGGGGGAUUCCAGGGGGCGAGGGGACAGCGGUGCUCAGAAUGAGAAGAUCGUUCCAUGGCUGCAUCCGAGACCUGGUCUUUAACGUGGAACUUUUGGAUUUCACUAGUGCGGUUGACUAUGAACAAGCAGACUUGGACACCUGUGUGCUUUCAGAAAGGCCUAAGCUGGCCCUUCACGGAGAAGACAGCGAGCUCCUGCCAGAGCCCCAGCCUUUACCAAGUCCAGAACGGUGUGCCGUGGACAGAGCCUUGGAGUAUGUCCCCUCUGCUCACCAGUUUGGCCUUGUGCAAGGCAGCCAUUUCGUGUUGCCUUUCAAUCAGUCGUCUGUCAGAAAGAGGCUCUCAGUUCAGCUCAGUCUCCGAACGUUUGCCUCCAGUGGUCUGAUUUACUACAUGGCCCAUCAGAACCAGGUUGAUUAUGCCACGCUCCAGCUACGCGGGGGCCACCUCCACUUCGUGUUUGACCUUGGGAAAGGCAGAACAAAGGUCUCCCACCCUGCGCUGCUCAGUGACGGCAAGUGGCACACGGUUAAGACAGAGUAUUUUAAAAGAAAGGGCUUCAUGACAGUUGACGGCCAGGAAUCCCUGAUGGUGACCACAGUGGGAGACGGUACCACGCUGGACGUGGAAGGGAAGUUGUACCUAGGAGGCCUCCCCUCUGAUUACAGGGCCAGGAACAUUGGAAAUAUCACCCAUAGCAUCCCCGCUUGCAUCGGGGAGGUGACAGUGAACGGCAAACAGCUGGAUGAGGACAGCCCAGUGUCUACAUUUGCAGUAACCAGGUGCUACGUGGCGGCCCAGGAAGGAACUUUCUUUGAAGGAAGUGGAUAUGCAGCCCUUGUCAAAGAGGGCUACAAAGUCCGGUCAGAUGUCAACAUCACCCUGGAGUUCCGUACUUCCUCCGAGAACGGCGUCCUCCUGGGGAUCAGCAGCGCCAAAGUGGAUGCCAUUGGAUUAGAGAUUGUAAAUGGCAAGGUCUUAUUUCAUGUUAACAAUGGUGCUGGAAGGAUAACAGCCACAUAUGAGCCCAAAGCUACCAAUACUCUCUGCGAUGGAAAAUGGCACACACUUCAAGCUAACAAAAGCAAACACCGCGUGGUUCUGAUCGUUGAUGGGAACGCAAUUCGUGCUGAAAGUCCACACACCCAGUCCACCUCGGCAGACACCAACAAUCCCAUUUAUGUCGGUGGCUAUCCUGCUGAUGUAAAGCAAAACUGCCUGAGCAGCCGGGCCUCCUUCCGGGGCUGUUUGAGAAAGCUCACUCUGAUUAAGGGCCCGCUAGUGCAGUCCUGUGACUUCAGCAGAGCUUUUGACCUUCAAGGAGUUUUCCCUCAUUCCUGUCCUGGGACUGAGCCCUGAACUCAGGGAAGCUCCUCAAUUGGCAACCACUGCUUAUAUUUUGAAGAGAAUUAUUUUUGUGAUUAAAAUUUCUCCAGUUCAGAUUUCAUUUCCAAGUCAGGUUAAGUGUUUCCAGAGAGAAAUCUUAUGUUUAUGUUAAACUAAAACCACAUGUACGGCAAAUACCUCUAUUAAAUAGUUUAAAAUGUAAAUUGAAUUCAUUGGCUCUCUUUUUUAAAGCUUUUUUUAAUGAGUCUUUGUCAACAUCGAAUAUUCUGUUGAUUACUUGAUGAUAUUUCAUGUUUUGCAUUUUGACCUUUUAGAAAAUAAAAUAUCACUACAGACUAUAACAGA
This is a messenger RNA of Diceros bicornis minor, 9661 nucleotides long. RefSeq names its product laminin subunit alpha 1 (gene LAMA1). Gene Ontology annotation, cellular component: basement membrane. The coding region runs from base 95 to 9328 and encodes 3077 amino acids. Gene Ontology annotation, molecular function: signaling receptor binding; extracellular matrix structural constituent. NCBI's taxonomy places the organism in Eukaryota, Metazoa, Chordata, Mammalia, Perissodactyla, Rhinocerotidae. The record is from RefSeq and is a predicted model, not a curated record. The transcript is spliced from 63 exons. Gene Ontology annotation, biological process: axon guidance; camera-type eye development; regulation of cell migration.